Molecule: messenger RNA, 996 nt
Organism: Dictyostelium discoideum AX4
Lineage: Eukaryota; Evosea; Eumycetozoa; Dictyosteliales; Dictyosteliaceae
Gene: pitD
Product: phosphatidylinositol transfer protein
Exons: 3
Coding region: 1-996 (331 amino acids)
Biological process (GO): phospholipid transport; lipid translocation; intermembrane lipid transfer
Cellular component (GO): cell periphery; Golgi apparatus
Molecular function (GO): phosphatidylinositol transfer activity
Source: RefSeq, a predicted model, not a curated record
AUGUUAAUUAAGGAAUAUAGAAUUACAUUACCAUUUACCAAGGAAGAAUAUAGGUUGGGUCAAAAAUAUAUGACAGCCAGAAAAACCCAUGAAUCUUCAAAUGCAGGUGAUAAUGUUCAACUUUUGGAAAAAAGUUCAUUUACAGAUAAAAAUGGUGUAAAAGGUACAUUUACUCACAAAGUAUUUCUUUUGAAAAAAUCUUUACCAAGAUAUGCUUCUGCAAUUUUACCAAAAAGUGCUUUAAAAAUUGAAGAAAAAUCUUGGAAUAGUUACCCAAAUACUAAAACAAUUUAUAGUUGCCCAUUUUUUGGUGAAAAGUUUUAUUUAUGUAUUGAAUCUAUUCAUAAAGAUGGUAGAGAUGAAGAAGAGAAUGUAUUUGGAUUAAGUAAAGAUAUAUUAAAGAAAAGAAUAGUAGACCAUGUUGAUAUUGCAAGAGAUGAAGUUGAAGGAAAAGAUGUCAAAACAGAUGAAGAUCCAAGAAUGUUUAAAUCAAAAUUAACUGGUAGAGGUCCAUUAACAUCGCCAAAUUGGAGAAAAGAGGUAAAUCCGGCAAUGGUGGUUUAUAAAUUAGUAACUGUAAAUUUCAAUUAUUGGGGAUUCCAAAAUAGAGUUGAAAAUUUAGUUCAAACCAAUGGUUUAAGAGAAGUAUUUCUAAAAGCACAUAGAUCUCUCUUUUGUUGGAUGGAUGAAUGGAUUGAUUUAUCAGAAGAACAAAUUGAACAAUUUGAACAAUCAACUUAUCAAUUAAUGAUGAAUAAUACAAUUGAAAACAAACUAAAUGAAGAUAUAAAAAAUAUGAACAUUUCCGAAAAAAAAGGAAAUCAACAAAACACCUAUUCAAAAGGUGAUUUUAAAUGUCCAAAUGUUAAUUGUCAACAUGUUUGUAGUGAAUGUAAACAUAUGUUGAUGACAACUACAACUACAACUACAAAAACUGUAACUGAAACAACUACAACUGUUCAAUCUCCAAUUUGUUAUAGAAAUAUGGUAUGUUGA